Messenger RNA from Coffea eugenioides, 2284 nucleotides. RefSeq names its product beta-Amyrin Synthase 2-like. The coding region runs from base 1 to 2229 and encodes 742 amino acids. Gene Ontology annotation, molecular function: beta-amyrin synthase activity. The transcript has 18 exons. Gene Ontology annotation, biological process: triterpenoid biosynthetic process. The record is from RefSeq and is a predicted model, not a curated record. NCBI's taxonomy places the organism in Eukaryota, Viridiplantae, Streptophyta, Magnoliopsida, Gentianales, Rubiaceae. Gene Ontology annotation, cellular component: lipid droplet.
AUGUGGAAGCUUAAGGUUGCCGAAGGCCAUGGACCGUGGUUGUUUAGCACCAACAACUUUCUUGGUAGACAAAUAUGGGAGUUUGACCCUGACCUCGGCACCCCAGAAGAACGAGCACAAGUUGAAAAAGCUAGAACGGAUUACCAGAAAAAUCGAUUUCAAGCAAAGCCCUCUGGCGACAUCCUUAAGCAAAUGCAGCUUAUCAAAGAAAACCAGGCAGAUCUAAGCUUGCCAAACAUACGGUUUGAGAGAAUAGAAGGAAUCACCAGUGAAAUGGUUACAAGUGCUUUAAGGAAAGCCGUGAGAUUCACCUCAGCUGUCCAAGCACAAGAUGGACACUGGCCUGCUGAAAUGUCUGGGCCAUUGUUUUACCUGCCUCCUCUGACCAUGCUUCUGUACACUAGCGGAACCAUGAAUGUGGUUCUAUCAGCAGAGCACAAGAAGGAGAUUAUGCGCUAUAUUUACAAUCACCAGAAUGAAGAUGGAGGAUGGGGAUUUCACAUAGAAGAUCACAGCACCAUGUUUGGGUCAGCAAAUAACUAUGUCGCUCUUCGUUUGCUUGGCGAAAACGUUGAUGGCCCGAAUGGUGAUGCUCUUUCAAAAGCCCAGAAUUGGAUAUUAAAUCACGGAGGCUUAACAAUGAUACCAUCCUGGGGAAAGAUGGGUUUCUCGCUGAUCGGACUGUACGACUGGUCAGGCUGCAAUCCCAUUCCUCCAGAGUUAUUUCUUUUACCUUCCUGUCUGCCAAUACACCCAGGAAAUUUGUGGUGCUAUUUACGGGAAACAUAUAUGCCCCUUGCAUAUUUGUAUGGGAGGAAAUAUGUUGGGCCAAUCACCGAUCUGAUACUGUCACUGAGAAAUGAGCUCUACAAUGAACCUUAUGAUACAAUCAAUUGGAAUGCAACACGACAUUCGUGCCUAAAGGACGAUCUCACCAGCCCUCAACCUUUUAUGCAAGAUACAGUUUGGGACAUCCUCCAUCACGUUGGAGAGCCAGUUUUAAAGCUCUGGCCCUUCUCCAAGCUAAGAGAAAAUGCUUUGCGAAAACUAAUGGCACACAUUCAUUAUGAAGAUGAAAAUAGUAGAUAUGUUAACAUAGCAUGUGUACAGAAGGUACUCCACAUGAUGGCCUGUUGGGCAGAAGAUCCAAAUCCAAACUCAAGCUUUUUCAAAUGUCAUCUUGCCCGAGUUCCUGAUUACUUGUGGGUUGCCGAAGAUGGGAUGAAAAUGCAGAGUAUGGGUAGUCAACUAUGGGAUACUGUUUUUACCAUACAAGCAAUUGUUGCAAGUGACCUCGUAGAUGAAUUUGGUACAACUUUGAAAAAAGCGCAUCAAUUCAUCAAAAAAUCCCAGAUACAAGAAAAUCCAUCGGGCAACUUCCGUAGCAUGUACCGUCAUCCAUGUAAAGGUGCUUGGAUGCUGGCUGAUAGAGAUCAUGGCUGGCAAGUUUCCGACUGUACUGCUGAGGCACUGAAGGCAUCACUACUGCUUUCGAACAUGUCAAUAGAUAUUGUGGGCGAAAUGAUUGAAGUUGAAAGACUAUAUGAAGCUGUUGAUUUUAUUCUAAGUUUACAGGGCAAAACUGGAGGUUUUACCAUUUGGGAGCCGGCAACUUUACCAAAAUGGUUUGAGUUUUUCAAUCCAACACAGUUGUUUCAAAAUGCCAUGGUUGAAUAUGAGUACGUUGAAUGCACUUCCUCUAUUGUUCAAGCUCUAGUACUCUUCAACAAUUCAUUUCCCAUGUACCGGCAAAAAGACGUAAAAGCGUCUAUAAAGAGCGCAACACAAUUCAUUGAGAAAACGCAAAAUCCAGAUGGUUCGUGGUUUGGCUUUUGGGCAAUAUGCUACACUUACGCCUCUUGGUUAGCAUUAGGAGCAUUAGCUGUGUGCGGGAAGACACAUAGCAAUAGUGAAACAGUUCAAAAAGCAUGUCAAUUUUUGCUCUCAAAGCAACAGGAAUCAGGUGGCUGGGGAGAAAGCUACCAUUCAUGCAUUAAAAAGGAAUACACAAAUUUUGAUGGUGAAACAUCUCAUUUGGUACAAACAUCAUGGGCUCUGAUGGCACUUAUACAUGCUGGACAGGCAAAGAGAGAUCCGACACCUUUGCAUAAAGCUGCAAUGCUACUAGUCAAUUCACAGAUGGAUGACGGAUCUUUUCCUCAGCAGGUUUGGCUGUCAAUUCUCUGGUUCUUUACCCGAAUCCAUUGGCAACCUUUCAAAACUCACUGACUUGAUACUGGGUUCCAACAAUUUUGUGGGACAAAUCCCAAGGAGUAUUUCAAAU